AUGAGCGCCCUUCUUCGGAUCGAAUGCAAGCAAGCUCUUGCCAAGAGCCUCCCCUGGACAACGUCGCCUCUGAUUGUCAGCGCGCCGAUGCGCGUCAUGACGGGCCCGAGCCUCGCCGUCGCCGUCUCUUCUGCCGGCGGCCUCGGGUUUCUUGGGCCGACUCUCAAGCCGGAGGACGUGUUCGGCGACCUUGACCAGGCGGCUGAGCUCAUCGGAUCGUCGUCCAUCCGAGGCGCCGCUGGCCCGUCGCUGCUCCCCGUCGGCGUCGGGUUCCAGACUUGGAACGGCAAUCUCGAGGUGGCCGUGUCUGCGGUGACCAAGCACCGCCCUUGCGCGGUGUGGUUGUUCGCACCGCGCCACGGCCAGGGCGAGUUUGACGAAUGGACAACGGCCAUCAAGCGAGCCUCGCCAGACACAAGGGUCUGGCUGCAGAUCGGCUCCCUCGGCGAGGCUGUCGAUGCCGCCGGCAGCGCGACACCACCCGACGUCCUCGUCCUGCAAGGAGCCGAGGCCGGCGGCCACGGCAGGCACAAGGACGCCCAGGGAACGAUUGCCCUGGUCCCAGAGGUCUCGGACGCCUUGAGGGACAGCACCAUCCCCCUGGUUGCUGCCGGAGGCAUCGUCGACGGCCGCGGAGCCGCUGCCGCACUCGCACUGGGCGCCGCCGGCGUGGCCAUGGGCACGCGCUUCCUGGCGUCCAAGGAGGCUCGCAUCAGCAAGGGAUACCAGGACGAAGUAGUUCGAGCAUCGGAUGGCGCCAGGAACACUGUGCGCACGCAGUUGUACAACCACCUACGUGGCACGUUUGGCUGGCCGGAGCAAUUCUCCCCUCGCACAAUCAUCAACAAAAGCUGGACCGAUCACGAGUCCGGCGUCCCCUUUGACAGGCUCAAGGAGCUGCAUGACGAGUCUGCCAAGACGGGAGACGCAGGCUGGGGUCCCCAGGGCAGACUGGCAACGUAUGCUGGCGCCGCCGUGGGACUUGUCCGCCAUGUGCAGGAUGCCGCCGUCAUCGUGCGCGAGACGCGAGACCAAGCAAGGGCGAUUCUUACAUGCGUCGUGGCUCACUUGUAG
Metarhizium album ARSEF 1941 is the source of this 1074-nucleotide messenger RNA. Its product is annotated as 2-nitropropane dioxygenase precursor. NCBI's taxonomy places the organism in Eukaryota, Fungi, Ascomycota, Sordariomycetes, Hypocreales, Clavicipitaceae. The transcript has a single exon. Bases 1 to 1074 code for a protein of 357 amino acids. The record is from RefSeq and is a predicted model, not a curated record. Gene Ontology annotation, molecular function: nitronate monooxygenase activity.